Molecule: messenger RNA, 5602 nt
Organism: Acipenser ruthenus (sterlet)
Lineage: Eukaryota; Metazoa; Chordata; Actinopteri; Acipenseriformes; Acipenseridae
Product: probable E3 ubiquitin-protein ligase RNF144A-A
Exons: 9
Coding region: 630-1511 (293 amino acids)
Biological process (GO): ubiquitin-dependent protein catabolic process; positive regulation of proteasomal ubiquitin-dependent protein catabolic process; protein polyubiquitination
Cellular component (GO): ubiquitin ligase complex; Golgi apparatus; cytoplasm
Molecular function (GO): zinc ion binding; ubiquitin protein ligase activity; ubiquitin conjugating enzyme binding
Source: RefSeq, a predicted model, not a curated record
ACGAUUAGUUAUGCAUCAAUUGCACAGCAACUAGAGCACUUGUCAAUGUAGUCAUUUGUCCUGCAAGGGGCGCUGUGCUCGACUUCUCCCUCACUCCCACAUACAGCCAGUCUGUUUAUAGAAUUACAAGCAAACACGCAGACUAAUGGCGUCUCUCCAGGCAGAUGUACCAGCUGUUUUCAUCCCGUGCUUUUUUUAGUGCUGCAGCAAAAUCAUCUUUCGCAGAAGCAGCGGCAGCUUCACCACUGUUAGCAUUUGCAAUACAUUAUCGUUGCAUGGUAAAAUUGAGGCAGUGAUGACAGAGAAGUUAGAGAAAAUGGACGUCGCUCAAUUGCUUGGGUUAAAUCGGAGAGCUGCUUGAUUUUUCUUUUCUUUUGCGUUGUAAAUGGAAACGGCUUCUACGAAUUCCUUUCUUCUCCCUCCCCUGGAUUGAAAGUGAUAGAUACCAGGAGGUAUCACAUACUUUUGUCUAGUUAGGGGUACAUUUAUGCAUUUUUGCUCGCAUCAUUUAUCUGUUUAGUCGCAUUGAGGAGGUCAUCUCGGCAAAACUCAAAAGAAUCAACAGUCUGAACUGAUUUAAGAAAGACCAACGGAAAUAAAUAAAGCAGGAGAUACAGAUUUCACUCACAAUGACUACAGCAAGAUAUAGGCCUACUUGGGAUUUGGCCCUGGACCCCCUAAUGUCCUGUAAACUGUGCCUUGGGGAAUUUCCAUUGGAGCAGAUGACAACAAUAACCCAAUGCCAAUGCAUCUUCUGUACACUGUGCCUAAAACAGUAUGUGGAACUCCUGAUCAAAGGGGGCCUGGAAGCGGCUAUUAGCUGCCCCGAUGCUGCCUGUCCACAACACGGCCAUUUACAAGAAAAUGAGAUUGAAUGCAUGGUGCCAGCAGACAUUAUGCAAAGAUAUAAGAAGUUACAGUUUGAAAGAGAGGUUCUGUUGGAUCCUUGCCGGACCUGGUGCCCGUCCUCCUCCUGUCAAGCCGUGUGUCAGCUGAAAGAAAUGGAGCCCCCUGCCCUACAGCUGGUCCAGUGCACAGCCUGUAACCUGGAGUUCUGCUCUGCCUGCAAAGCAAACUGGCAUCCUGAGCAGGUCUGCCAAGAGAACGUGCCUAUGACAUCGUUCCUUCCAGGAGAAACAAGUUCAUUCUAUAAGAGUGAUGAAGAUGAUGCUCCGAUCAAGCGUUGUCCAAAGUGCAAAGUCUAUAUUGAACGUGAUGAAGGCUGCGCCCAAAUGAUGUGCAAAAACUGUAAACAUGCCUUCUGCUGGUACUGUCUGGGGUCUCUGGAUGAUGAUUUCCUAUUGAUACAUUAUGACAAAGGACCUUGUCGCAACAAACUUGGACACUCCAGGGCAUCUGUAAUCUGGCACAGAACACAAGUGGUUGGUAUUUUUGCCGGGUUUGGUCUGUUGCUGUUGGUGGCCUCCCCCUUCCUCCUUCUGGCCACUCCAUUUGUCUUGUGCUGCAAAUGCAAAUGCAGCAAGGGUGAUGAUGACCCACUGCCUACCUAGCUGCCUGCCUGUUUUCUAUUCGGAGGGCUUUGUUUCUGUUCACCAGCACUGUUUCAGCCUUACCUGGCCCAUCUUGCUUUACAGUACCAGCUCCAGUGCUCUGCUCUCCGGAAAGGUCCCCAGUGCAUUAGAGACUGGCUCAGCUCUGAAAGGAAGAGUGCAAAGAAAGAAAGACAGAACGUCAGUUAAGUGGCAAAUGAAAUGUACUGUGAAAGGUCCCUUACGAGAAUCUGAAAGGAAGGUGUCGGGCAAAACAGCUACAGAAGGAGGUACAGGUGUUGCAAGGGAUGCUGGUAGCUAUUCAUUUUCCAGCUUCGGCAAUAAAAUGGGGGCGAGGAAGCCCAACAAAAAAACAGCACACAGUUCUAGUAUCACUUUGUUUUUGUAUAUGAUAUCUAUGAAUCUCAACUAAAUUAAAUAGUUUCAGUAAACACACAAAGCCAUCUUUUUUUUUUCUUUUUCCUUGAACCAUAUGAUAAAUAAUAUGAAGCAAGUGUAUUUUUGAAAUGUUUUACCUUCGUGUAUUUAACCCUUUUGAAGUUGCAUUUUUAACCCUCAAGUCAGAAUGACUCUGAUACUGUCACAAUUAUAAAGCGACUGGCAUGUUUUGUGUAAACUUGCUUCUAAAAGUCCUAAGGAUUAGGAAGCUUUGUUGAGUUGCUACUUUACAGUCGGCCUUUGUAGCUGACUAGUAGUAUUCACCCUACAUUUAAUUCUAAGGUUUGUUUUUAGUACUGUAACAUAGUGACUACAAAGCUAAGCUUUGAUGCACAUUUUGCUUAUUGUUUUUACAAUGCCAAGUUAAUCUGCAUUAUAUCAGUGUUCAUUUGAGUUUGGGACCUCUGAGGGGGGAGGGGGGGUGGAAUACAGCACCACUAAAUGGCCCAUGAUUUUUUCCCUGUGUUCUGAUUAUUAUUCAUUCAACCUACCCCUUCAGACCAAAAUACCUCUGUUUUGUUAACAAUCAAUUAAAAAAAAAAAAAAAAAGGUCUCUGCCAUUAAACACAGAAACAUGGGUCAUAAGUGCUGGUAUUCUGUUUUUUCUUGACUCAAUCCACCCUUUAAGUACGUUCUGUACAAUUUCAUUAGUUUAUGUAUAUACUGUACUGUGAAGACAUUUUAUAAGUUUGAAUUUAACCUGUCUAAAUCAUAUUUCUGCCUUCCAGUGCUGAUAUUGUAUUUACCUUUAUUUAAUGAAAACAAGUAAUUCAUUAUUAUUUAAAAAAAAUAAAAAUCUGAAUAAUCAGUAUAGUCUAGUAUGUGCAUGUACUGUAUACGCCAUCUUUCUCAUCUCCCAUCUUCUGUUUUAAAAGUAUUUAGAGGUUUGCAUAGUAUUAUUAUUUGUUUAUUUAGCAGACACCUUUAUCCAAGGUGACUUACAGAGACUAGGGUGUGUGAACUAUGCAUCAGCUGCAGAGUCACUUACAACAACGUCUCACCCGAAAGACGGAGCACAAAGAGGUUAAAUGACUUGCUCAAGGUCACACAGUGAGUCAGUGGCUGAGCCAGGAUUUGAACCGGGAACCUCCUGGUUACAAGCCCUUUUAUAACCACUGGACCUCGCAGCCUCCCUACAAUGGAAAUCCAGUUUUUAUAGCACCUUUCCCAAAGAGGUUUCCUAAAUUAGUUUUAAAAGUAUGGGACAAGCAAGUUUUCAUUGUAUAUUUUAAACCAAAGACGCUUCAAUAUUGACUUCUCUACGUGCAUUGCACAAUAGUAACAUAAAAAGUAACAAUGAAGGCUGAAGCGUGUAAUAUAUAUAUAUAUAUAUAUAUAUAUAUAUAUAUAUAUAUAUAUAUAUAUAUAAUAUAUACAGUGCCUUGCAAAAGUAUUCAGACCACUGACCAAUUCUCAUAUUACUGAAUUACAAAUGGUACAUUGAAAUUUCGUUCUGUUUGAUAUUUUAUUUUAAAACACUGAAACUCAAAAUCAGUUAUUGUAAGGUGACAUUGGUUUUAUGUUGGGAAAUAUUUUUAAGAAAAAUAAAAAACUGAAAUAUCUUGCUUGCAUAAGUAUUCAACCCCUGUGCUGUGGAAGCUCCCAGUUUAUACCAAUGAAAGAAAUUGCCCUAUAUAUAUAUAUAUAUAUAUAUAUAUAUAUAUAUAUAUAUAUAUAUAUAUAUAUAUAUAUGUACCGGUAUAUAUACAAAUACUUGUCUGUCUGUUAUAUACUGUUUUACAUUUAAUUCCCUAUCAGCAAAGUUUUAUUUUAUCCAUUGACACCCUCAUUCAAAAGAGGGAGAAGGCAAAAGGGAGAGUGGCAUCCAGAAGAUUAAACUCCUGCUCUGAUUGGCUGAAAGCUCAAUUGAAGUCAGAUUAGAAGGGUAGUGGACUGAGUCAGGAAGGAAGGUAUAGACAAGGUCAACUACCAAGCCAUCUGUCAUUAGAAACUAGUAUGCAAGGCCUGUAUUGUUAUUUAAAACAUAUAAAUUACAUGAAGAUUAUUUAUCUUUUCAAUGUUGUGAUGCUUUUUUCUUUCUUUUUUUUUUAUUCAAGACAUUCUAUCGGAAUGUUGUCUAAUGGAGCAUCCUAAUUUGUGGAUGGAAGUUGAUGUUUCUAAUAAGAUAAUAGCAUUACCCUCACUAGUGAUCAGAGUUAUGUACGUUUUGGCUUGCCUUGCCUUGUAUGAUUAUGUUAAUACGUUUUUACAGUAUUGUAAAAUGGAUAGCGAACUGCAGUACACCAUUUUUUAAAGAAAUUACACAGGACCUCAUUAAAACAAUCCCCUGCAGUAUCUACAUGUUAAUCAUAGUUUAUAAUGACAAAUAAGAUAAAUACACGCUUGUUUUCUAUAAAAGUCCUACCGCCAUGCUGAAGUAGAUAACUGCUGCUCAGUGAAUUUUUCAUGAGGGUUGAUUGAAGGAAUCUGGGCAGGGUUUCAGUACCUCUUACCUCAUCUUCUCAAGAGUGCCUUGAGGUUAAACAUCCUCAAAGCAUAUGGGACCAUUUUUCUUUGUCAGUAACGGCAGCUCUAACAGUACUGGUGAGCCCUACAUUGAAGCAAAUGAAAAGGCAAAUCUUCAGAGAAUAACAAAGUCAUGUUAAUGUUAUCCUAGUGAACUAGCCAGUGUAUUCAAUUCCUUGUGUGUAAUUUUACAUAUAGCAUAAAAAUAAAAUAUAUAUAUAUAUAAACCAGGGGUCAGUCUGUCCUAGAGCAGAUGACGCAUGUGCUUUAAUCCCAGUUCAGACCUUUCCUCUAAAUACAGUAGAAGCAGUUCCCCAUUGAAAAAUCUUUGUUGGACUAUACUGAAGUAAAUAUUUUAUAUUAAUGUAAUAAUAAAUAAUACAUUUAUUUUCAUGAAAUAAUUAUUCAAGCAUUGUUUGUGUUCUACUUUUUUUUUUAGUUAAUUCUAGUCAAAUUACUUGUUAAUGUUGUUUUUCUUUUUUCUUAAUACAAUGUACAGGAUGUAACCCUAUUGUGUGGCAAUUUUGAUGGCAACAAAAGGGAGACUUGGUGGUCAACAUGCCAGCAACUUGUUUGGGGCAACAUGCCCACUAUCAUGUUUGGAACCGGUGUCACAUGGUAAUAAAAAAGCUAAGUGGACGCAUGAUUUGGGAUUAAGAGUACUGGUGGGGCCCUACAUUAAAGCAAAUGAAUUCUGUUGCUAGCUUGUUGACUGUGGCCUUGCUUCUCGUGUGAACACCACAUUUACAAGGCAACACGUGGGCAAACAAUGUCUUGGUGCUGUAGCCAUCAACAAAAACUCUUAUGUGAUUGCAAUUGAAGUUUCCAAAACCUCCUGCAUUUAUUUAUGUCAGCUCAAAGUAAAGCUUUAUAUUUUACUCUACCAGGCUAAUGUCAUAUUUCAUGUUGACUUUCCUUGCAUGUAUUGUUCAAGAAUUGGAAUUUGCAUUGCCUUUGUUGCACAAUAUUUUUAAUGUAUACACAUAUUCUGAUUAAUAAAUGUAUUUACAUUUUAUUACAUAUGCAAUUGAAUUCUAGCUGUAGAAUUGUAACCUUGUAUAUUGAUAAGCAUGACAAAGUCUUGUAUAUAAAAUAUAUAUAUAGUUCAGUUCCUCUGUAAAGUGUAUUUAAAUGUAAAUGUAUCUAUUGUGCCACUAACACUGUGAUAUUAAACAAAAUGUUUACUA